AUGCACGCACCGUUCCGGGUCGCGACCGAAAGGACCAUGUUUGCUAUGCCGGAGACUGACAUCGGCUACUUUACAGACGUGGGCGCUACCCAUUUCCUCGCCCAUCUUGACGGCCAGUUGGGCACUUACCUCGGCCUCUCCAGCGCCCGCGUGACCGGACGGGCAGUCUUUGAAUGUGGUAUUGCAACGCAUUACGUACCUUCACGUAACAUUCCACUUCUCUUGGAACGACUAUCGCGGCUAGAGGAUGCGGACUACAACGUCAUCGACCAAGCGAUUGAUGAAUUCUAUGAGCACAGGACGAGUGGUGGCGGAACCCACGACGAUCCGCCACCGGUUCUUGUCGGAGACGUAAGGGUUGCGAUCGAUCAAGCGUUUAGUCCCAGGGACCCUAUCAUGAUUAUGGAAAACCUCAAAUCUCUGUCACAAGGACGGCCCAUUGCCUCUGCACACCCUACUACCAUGGUCAAGAAGAAGCAAGGCUCAGAGGCACACAGUUUAUCGAGUGGAGCAUCACCAGUUGAAUCUUCGACCGCGUCCGUCUUCGACCCAACGCCACCCGUGGGCGCAGCUGUCGAAGCGUGGGCGACGGAGACGAUGGAAGCGAUUCAAGGACGUAGUCCGACUGCGGUAUGCGUGACGCGGGAAGCCAUCUGGCAGGCGAGAGAGAAGACGCUCCAAAGUGCGUUCGAGACUGAGAUGGGGCUUGCGAAAGCGUUUUGCACGACACUAGCAGGUGACUUUGUCCAGGGCGUGGAGGCAAAGUUGCUCAAGAGGGGAUCAGAAGGCCCACCAAUAUGGGACCCAGCAAGCUUGCUCAAGGUUGACCAGGAAAUGGUCCGUGGCUUGGUGUCCUCCGCGGGAGGAGAGGGCAAGGCAGUGGCAGGAUUCACGCUCGAGACGGGAGAGGGUGCGGGUCGAGACCGGUCAUCGUAUGGUCUGCCGAGCGAGAAGACGAUCCGGGCAAUGGUCCUGGGCGACAAAAGGACCAAGGGCACAGGCAAGUCUGGGUCCAAACGAGGACAAAGCCGCGAGGAGAUUGUCGAUAAAGUUGUGAAAGCGUUCAAAGGAAAGCAUGGAGUGCGAGAACGGGUGCAGGAAGUGUUGACGAGGAGGACACGGGUCGUGGAGAGCGGGGCGGGGGCCGGAGUUGUCGAAUGGAUCGACUGA
Molecule: messenger RNA, 1170 nt
Organism: Serendipita indica DSM 11827
Lineage: Eukaryota; Fungi; Basidiomycota; Agaricomycetes; Sebacinales; Serendipitaceae
Source: the annotation of a GenBank genome assembly